Molecule: messenger RNA, 1533 nt
Organism: Microthlaspi erraticum
Lineage: Eukaryota; Viridiplantae; Streptophyta; Magnoliopsida; Brassicales; Brassicaceae
Source: the annotation of a GenBank genome assembly
AUGAAACCUCUAAUCUAUCCCAUCAACCUUGUCCAGAACAAGAUGUUCCAUGGAUUGCCAAGUGAAGACCCCAUUGACCACCUUGAUGAGUUUGAUAGGCUUUGUGAUUUGACAAAGAUCAAUGGUGUCUCUGAAGAUGCCAUCAAGCUGAGACUCUUUCCUAUGUCUCUAGCUGACAAAGCUCACCAAUGGGAGAAGAGCUUGCCCCAUGGCACAAUCACCACUUGGGAUGAAUGCAAGAAGGCCUUUCUUGCUAAGUUUUUCUCCACCGGUCGCACAGCCAAGCUUAGAGGAGAGAUAUCCAGCUUCAUCCAGCGAAACAAUGAGACAUUCGCAGAGGCUUGGGAGAGGUUCAAAGGGUACACAAGUCAGUGCCCACACCAUGGAUUCAACAAUGAAUCACUACUCUCCACUCUUUAUAGAGGAUGCUUGCCUAGGUAUAGGGAGAUGCUAGACACAGCUAGCAAUGGGAACUUCCUCAACCAGGAUGUAGAUGAUGGCUGGCAACUUGUGGAGAACAUAGCUAACUCAAAUGGAAGCUAUGGAGAAGAGUAUGAUCGCACCAACCGGAGCUCGACCCACCACUCGAUCGAGUCAGACGAAAAGUUGAGAAAAGAUGUUAAGGCAUUGAAUGAGAAGUUGGAUAAGCUGAUCCUAGCUCAGUCCACAAUGAAGAAAGUCAACUUUGUGUCUGCUGAGGAGAUGGAACCAGUCCAAGAAGGGGAGGAUACACAAUUUGCUGAGGUGUGCUACAUGAGCAAUGGGCAAGGAGGUUACAACAAAGGAUACUAUAAUUACAAGUCCAACCCUGCCAUGUCAUACCGCAACACUGAUGUUGCUAACCCUCAGGACCAAGUCUAUCCUCAACAACAAGCAGCUCGAUCGAGUCAAGGCUUCCCCCACCAACCGCCCCAGCCUGCACCUUCACAAGAGAAUGAGCUCAAGGCAAUGCUAAAGCAACUACUUCAAGGGCAAGCUGAUGGGGUAGUGGACACAAGCAAGAAGCUAGCUGAAAUAAACUCUAAGAUCGAGAACCUCAACACAAGGGUUUACUCUCUGGAGAAUCAUGCUUCUUCUGUUGCUGCUGCUACAAAGCAAGGACAACUACCUGGUAAAGCUAUUCAGAACCCCAAGGAACAGUGCAAGGUCAUCUUCACUCAAGAAGGACUUGUUGAAGAAGAGGAUCAAGAAAGGGUCAUUGAAGAUUUUUGUUUACUGCUGAAUGAUGAAGAGAUUGUUGCUGCUGAGGCUCCUGGAGUCCAGAUUGAUCAACCAGAAGUGCAGGCACCUACUGUGGCCAUUCACACUUCACCAGUUGAGCUCGCACGACAAGCUCGAUCGGCAGCUCGAUCGAGUCCAACUCUAGCUCGAUCGAGUCCGACCUCUUCUGUCCCAACCUUUUUGCUUGAUCCUUACCAACCGGUUGCCGCUUCCUCGUCUCGCCUACUUAGUCAAGGUCACAAGGAAGUGAUUCACAAGUUCAGAAGAGAUCUCAGUGGGAUUGGAAUUGAGUUGCCUCUAUGGAUAGCAUGA